AUGCCUGUUGCAGGUGCAAUCAGUGGCCUGACUGACAAAGUCCCCCGCUUGGACAGGUGGGUUCAAGCUUUGGAGCUGGUCCGGACGUAUGGGUCUUUUGCACAAUUUGAGGGUCAGGUGGCAGCUGGCUCUGUGGGAUCUGCUCUUGCACCGGGCGGCGAUUCAAGCAGCCCAGUUGCCCGUCAGCUGAUUCGGGCUAUGGCCGAAGUGCUUCGACAAAUCGACCGUCGGAUGCUGUCCCGGGUUGUCCAAAGCAGCAUAUCAAUCGACAAGACAGCUGACAUGAUGCUCCUGUACGUUCGUCUUUUGGUGCCCGAGGGCAUCUAUGACUUCUUGGGAUCUGUUCGAGGGGACACCUUAUCAGACGUCGAGGCGAUAGGCUCAGCUCUGGAGGCUGCCCUUCAGCAGAUGUGUACCUCGGCAACUGGCGAAUUCGACCAGGACGAGCUGCACAGAAAAUUCUUGGAUUCGGUGACAAGCGCUGUUGCUGACGGGGGGCCGACAGAACAACGAGUCCUCUACAACGUCAGCCCGGCCCGACCUGGUGGGUUUUCAAACGGGGAGGAGCCUUUGUUCAAGAACCUGGCCCUGAUAGCGAGAGACAGGCCGCACCGAUUCAGGUCGGUGCAGAAAGGGUUUUGGUCUCACGUCGGAUUGGAGAUCAAGGAGUUCCUUGACGCCUUGGUGGUGGGCCCUAGAUCGCUGGCACGGUUGAUGGAGACAAGCAGGAAAUUUAGCCUUCUGUUUGAGGCGAAGCAACGUGAAUCCAAGGCGCGGAAUGUUCACGACGCUCCUGCGUUUGCUGGUGUCUUGCGCAAUCUGCAGUUUUCAGAGUCGCGAUUCAGUUCGCGAACCAAGCCUCUCUUCCGCUUGUUCAGAUUAUUGCCAGAGGUGAUCCAGACAUUGGCAGAAAUAUCAUCCUGGAAGGCCCAGGCUGAAAAGGACGAGGCCGACUGGGCCACGGCUCUUCUCGAGAAGUGGGGGGGGGACAAGGGGUAUGAGGCCCUAGUCUCCGCAGCAGUCGUGGCAGACUCGCUCAUCGCAUCGCAGCCAGCACUGCGAGUAGAAGACGAGGCAUCGGCCGACUACGCACUUAGCGGCCCGGCCGCCGCAGAGCUGAAGAUGUCCCUGGAGGCACUGCUUCUUCAUGGGGGUAUCUUUUUGCCAGAAGCUGAGGGGUCUUUGACGCAUCACUGCCUGCGUGCAAUACAAAGCAAAACGAUAUUCGUCAAGUCCGGCACACCUGGUGCCAGUGCUGUAUCUUUGCGAUGGAUGUACGGGAUCUACCUUGCAUUCUUCAAUGCGAAUUUCCCCAUGUACGAGGCAACAUCCUUCGCGUGUUUCAACUUGGAUGCCGAGAUGUCCACCUCGGAUCGUUUUCGCUUCCUGCGGAUGCUAUGCCUCCGAUUUGACUUGAGCAUCGAUGCAUGCUGGCGUCAGUUUAUUGGCAAUGGCCACGACUCAGGGCUUCUCCACAGAGCUCGAUGGCACAGCUCAGCAGCUGGGGUGGCUUAUGCAGCGUCCCAAGAAUCCGAAACGACCGCAGCCUCAGCAGGAAACAGAUUAUUCUGUCACCCUCCAGAAUCAAAGCAUCAAAGAAGCUGGCUGAAGACGUGGCAAGAAGUUCGUGGAAACUCGCCUGGAAAGCAGCUGAUAGCUCAUUACCUCAGCGCCUUGUCCGGCACAGGCACGGUAGACAGGUGGUUGGGACAGUGCCGCCGACUUGACAAGUUCCGAUCCCUGCCGGCGACAGAGAUAGAGAAUGCAGCCAAAUUGUUGGUACAAGACGCCGGGGGAAGACGCCGAGUGCCGUUGGAUCCGCGGGCUGUUCUGAUAAAGGCAGCGCCUGCUGCGACGGCAGGCGGUGGAUCUGUCUGCCACCCAAUUUCGGCAUUCGGCCUCAAGGCUCAAAAGGUCUACGCUUCGUUGUACGGGGAACGGCGGUUGCCUUCGAGGGAUCUACUUCCGCAUACCCCCGGCGAGAUUGCACGGCAACGACUCCUGGCAGAACGCCCCAGGCUUUCUGCAGGCAGAAAGAAGUCUGGCAAUAGUGAAGCAGACCUGCUCAACGAGCACCGCAAGAUAGUCGGCGCUUGUGUGGAACGAGUGCAGAAGGGAAAUGCCGAAGCGGAUGAGGCCGCGGGCCCUUUGGGUGAAAUCCCUCUACCUGCUCCGAAAAGACAGAGGCUGAUGGCGGAAGCUUCUUCGGCAGUGAACAACAUGUAUUCUGCCAUAGUAACUGGCAUGACAGAUGCUCAGGGUCAAGUCGUCGCGGAUUCAGCCGAGACUGAGAAGGCCAUCAGGCUCCAACGGAAGAUCGCUGACUGUAAAGCAGACGCGUUCCUGAAAAGUUCUCGGAGGGUACCUGUGGCAUACGUGGAUGCGAAGGCUGGGCUGAUGAGGCCUGCGGUGGCUGAUUCAGAAAUGGUGGGCCCUGCUCCCGAGCUUCCUGCCAGGCCACGUGUCAUGGUCGACACCUCAGUCACUGGUCUGGUCCUGGAUCAGGCUGCCUUUUCCGUGAGACGGUCGGUUGAUUUCAGCAAAGACGCACAUGUUAUAGUUGUGGCCGACUUCCACCAGUGCUUCUAUGAUCCAGUUGCCCUGUAUGCCCGGUUGCGCGGAAGAACCCUGGUGGAACCGGGGUGGUUUUCUGGACGUGGCCAAGGGCUGGCAUUCCGCAGCUUCAUGCAAGCCAGACAUGUUAUAUUGUAUAUACACGAGAGCUUCCAAUCGGCCCAUCCGACUUACGUGGAUUGCUUGCACAAAUGCUCCCGGGACAGCCCGGCUCUGAAAAGUGGCAAGCCUCAUUUUGAAUUGCAGAUCGGUUCUAAGCCAGAAGUUGUUCGCACACCCACUCUGACAUAUGAGCUGGUGGACGACAAAAGCAAAUCAAAGGAAGCCAAAGUGGCUGCCAAGCAGUGGACGCUCCAAGAGCUUCUCCAUCAGUGCACCUUAGUGUGGGACCAGCCUAGCUCAUCAAGUAGCUCUGGACAGUAG
Molecule: messenger RNA, 2997 nt
Organism: Symbiodinium sp. CCMP2592
Lineage: Eukaryota; Dinophyceae; Suessiales; Symbiodiniaceae
Source: the annotation of a GenBank genome assembly